AUGGAAUAUCUUGAAAAAUUAAAAGUUUACGGUGAUCAAGUUAAAAAUGUCGUUGUUAAAUCUAUGGUUGAUACAGCUCAUGGUGGUCAAAAAAUGCUUAAAGAUGUUUUACCAGGAAAUUUAGUGACACGUGAAUAUGAAUUAAUACGACCACUUGGUUCUGCUGGACCCGGUCUUCUUUGGCGUAUUUAUGGAGCAAUUAAACGUUCAACUAGACAGAAAGCAGCUGUAUUUGUUUUGGAAAAACGUUUAUUAGAUAAAUAUGCAAAAAAAGAUCGUGAUUUAAUACUUGAUGCAAUGAGAAAAGGUGUACAUCAAUUAGCAAAAAUUAAACAUCCACGUGUUUUAAGUCUUCAACAUCCUCUUGAGGAAUCAAGAGAUAGUCUGGCAUUUGCAACAGAAUCAUGUUAUGGUAGUCUUGCUAAUUGUCUUGGAUUUCAUGAUAAUAUAUCUCAACCAAUGUUGAAAGAAUUUGAAGAUUAUAAAUUAUUUGAUGUUGAAAUUCGUUAUGGAAUUGUUCAGCUUUGUGAAGGUUUAACAUUUUUACAUAAUGAAGUUAAAUUAUUUCAUCGUAAUCUUUGUCCAGAAUCUAUAAUAAUUAAUUCUAAUGGCGCUUGGAAAUUAUCUGGAUUUGAAUUAUGUAUUCAAGGUUCAGCUGAUGGAACAAAUUAUCCAUUUCGAGAAUAUGAUGGAAAUAUUCCUCCAAUUAUAAAUCCACCACUUGAUUACAUGGCACCGGAAUAUCAAACAACGAAAUCUUAUGAUACUCAAUCUGAUAUGUUUGCACUAGGUAUGAUUAUAUAUGCAUUAUAUAAUCAUGGUAAAACAUUAUACGAAUGUCAUGAUAAUUAUUCAACGUUUAUAAAAAUGUCCGAUGAUCUUAAAGCAAUGAAUACAACGAAACUAUCUAUAUUACCAGCUGAAGUUCGUGAUCAUGUCAAGAUGUUACUUAGUCCAAAACCAGAAUUACGACCCGAUGCUGGACAAUUUUCUAAAGUACCUUUUUUUCAAGAUGUAGGAACAAAAACUUUAGAAUAUCUUGAUUCAUUAUUUCAAGUCGAUAAUAUUCAACGUUCUAUGUUUUAUAAAAGCCUUCCACAAGUUAUUGAUAAAUUACCUAUGCGUGUUAAUUUACAACGUAUUGCAUCGGCACUUGAAUUAGAAUUUAUUAAUCCUGAAAUGAUUCCAUUCGUUCUUCCAAAUAUGUUUCUUAUUGCUGAAAAAGCAAGUAAUGAAGAAUAUCAAGGAUAUAUUUUUCCGAAACUUAAACAAGUUUUUAAAAUUCAAAAACCUCCUGCAGGAAGUGGUGCAUCAGGUUGUAUUAUGCAGACACUUCUUAUUCUAAUGCGUAAUAUGAAUUUAAUGUUAACAAAAACACCACCGGAAGAUAUAAAACAACAUAUUCUACCUGUUGUUUAUAAUGCAUUAGAUGCUGAAUCAUCACAAGUUCAAGAACUUUGUCUAGCAAUUAUUCCAUCAUUUGCACAUUUAAUUGAUUUACAAGCAAUGAAAUAUUGUAUAUUACCACGUAUAAAAAAGAUCUGUUUUGAAACAAUAACAUUAAGUGUUCGUGUUAAUUGUUUAAUAUGUCUCGGAAAAUUAGUUGAAUCAUUAGAUAAAUGGAUUAUUAUUGAUGAAGUUAUUCCAUUACUUCAAUCAAUUCCAUCACGUGAACCAGCUGUUCUCAUGGCAAUAUUAGGUAUUAUUAAAGUAGCAAUGUCAUCAACGAAAUCCGGUGGUUUACCUCGCGAAAUACUUGCGACAAAAGUAAUACCAUUUUUAGUACCAAUUUCAAUUGAAACAAGUCUCAAUCUUAAUCAAUUCAAUGUUUAUAUGGCAACAAUUAAAGAUAUGUUACAAACAGUUGAAAUUGAACAACGUAAAAAACUUGAACAACUUUCUCAACAAGCUGCAAAUGCACCCAUUGUACCAAUUGGUCCUUCAGCAACUGAUAUUCAAUUUGAUCAAAAAUCAUCUAUGAUUGAUCAAUUUAUGCUUGGACAAGGUUUUAAUUCCGAAGUCGUUCAAAAUAAAACUAUGGCAGCCAGUUUUGAUAGUAAUCAAUCGAAUGAUAAUGUAAAAUCACAACAAACAUCAUCAAAUCAAUCAACUUCAUCGGAUAAUUCUUUAGGAAAAAAGACAUUAACAUUCGAAGAAAAAGAACGAAUGAUGCAUGAGAAUGAUCAAACACAACGAAUGAAAUAUGACGGUGAAUAUACAUCUGAACGUAAAACACCUACAUCUACAAAUAUUCCAUUAAUGGCAAUGACACCGAUCUCAGCAACAGUACCAACAACAACAACAAGUACAUCUUCUGCAAUAUAUAAAGAUUUAACAAGUAAUUUCUUCGAACAAAAACCAUCACAACCAGUAUAUAGUAUGUCGACAUCUCAAACAAUGCCAUCAAUUAUGCGUCCAACAGUUGUUAAUUCUAUAUCUCCUUCACAACAACGACCAGCAUUAAAUACGACUGACUUAACAUCGACUCUUCUGAGUAAUAUUAAUUCUCUUGCAUCUCGUCCACAAACUAUACUACCAACAGUAGCAAUGAAUUCAAUGAGUGCAAAUAUGAUGAUGUCUCAUUUGAACUCAGGAAUAAUAAAUGGAAGUAUGGGUUUAUUCCAGUCACCACCAUCUAAUUCAAUAGUAAAUAAUAAAACAAGUUCAAAAACUGCAUCAGCUGAACUUGAUGAUCUAUUUAAUUAA
Adineta steineri is the source of this 2706-nucleotide messenger RNA. NCBI's taxonomy places the organism in Eukaryota, Metazoa, Rotifera, Eurotatoria, Adinetida, Adinetidae. The record is from the annotation of a GenBank genome assembly.